AUGAUUGGUGGAGUGAAACAAGAGAGAUGUGAUGAAUGGCCAAGUUUUUACAUGAACCAGGCUUAUCGUGGAGCAGACAGUAUGCGAUUAAGCAGUGAGCCGUACUCUUCUCCAAAACCCUAUCACGUCUUCAGUCUGCCAAAAGAAUCGAUGGCUGGAGAAGAGACAGAAAGGAUCGAGUCUCCACCAGAUGUCCUGGUCCAACAGAGGUGUCCUGAAACAGAUCGACUGGAUCAUCCUGACCUGAAAUCGGUGUAUCGGAGAACUUUCAACCACACCAAGCCUCCUUAUUCCUACAUCUCACUGAUUUACAUGGCUAUCCAGCAGUCACCGUUGAAAAAACUCACCCUGAACGAGAUCUACGACUGGAUCCGUCAGCUCUUCCCUUAUUACCGGCAAAAUCAACAGCGUUGGCAAAACUCCAUUCGCCACUCUCUUUCGUUCAAUGACUGUUUUGUGCGGGUCCCAAGGUCCCCGGAUUCGCCAGGGAAAGGCUCCUUCUGGACCCUGCACCCUGACUCUGGCAACAUGUUUGAAAAUGGCUGCUACAUGCGCCGGCAGAAACGUUUCCGGUGCCAGAGUGCAACAUCACCAUCCGCAGCUAAAAACGCUUCAAAGAAGGCAGACAGAGAAUCAGGAAAGGAAGAGGGCAAGAAAAAGGCAUCAGAGGUUAAACCGACAGUCUUAUCAUCCAGCUCGCCACCCCAGCCCUCGAAACCUCCAAUGCCAGCAGUGUUGCCACCAGUCAUGGAUUGCCCUCCCAUGUCACCUUCACAUAUCCUGCCUCAGCAACACACCACACACUCACUGACUCCAUUUCCUCCAUCUUCAGAACCUUCUGCACACCUAACAAAUAUACCUUGCCCCACCAUGUCAACACUUCAACCAACUGCUUCCUGCCCUUCGGAGUCUUGCAUUCAUGGAGAACCCUUCUUCCACCAGCCUCUGUCUGUGCCGCCAAUUAUGGACUUUCAGUGCUAUGAGCCUCCUGUAGCUUACCCUGUUUAUUAUCCAUCAUCAAACUCCAACAUCCAUCAGUAUAAUCCAUAUCUCACAGGCAAGGAGGAAUCCUCAUAUGCAGGAGACUCAGUGUGCUACUCUGGACUCAGCAUGUGCCCACUGCCAGUUUUAAGCUCCUCCUGAAGCACUAGUUUACCUGUUUUUUUUUCCUGAGCUACUCGAGUGUGUUUUG
Neoarius graeffei (lesser salmon catfish) is the source of this 1192-nucleotide messenger RNA. RefSeq names its product forkhead box A sequence (gene foxa). The transcript is spliced from 2 exons. Gene Ontology annotation, biological process: anatomical structure morphogenesis; cell differentiation; regulation of transcription by RNA polymerase II. Gene Ontology annotation, molecular function: DNA-binding transcription factor activity, RNA polymerase II-specific; RNA polymerase II cis-regulatory region sequence-specific DNA binding. Lineage: Eukaryota; Metazoa; Chordata; Actinopteri; Siluriformes; Ariidae. The coding region runs from base 1 to 1143 and encodes 380 amino acids. The record is from RefSeq and is a predicted model, not a curated record.